This is a messenger RNA of Melanotaenia boesemani (Boeseman's rainbowfish), 2039 nucleotides long. RefSeq names its product pyruvate kinase PKM-like. The transcript is spliced from 11 exons. Gene Ontology annotation, cellular component: cytoplasm. Gene Ontology annotation, molecular function: pyruvate kinase activity; potassium ion binding; magnesium ion binding. The record is from RefSeq and is a predicted model, not a curated record. The coding region runs from base 168 to 1760 and encodes 530 amino acids. Gene Ontology annotation, biological process: glycolytic process. Lineage: Eukaryota; Metazoa; Chordata; Actinopteri; Atheriniformes; Melanotaeniidae.
UAAGUUUAGGCGUCCAUAAAUAAGGCCCUUUGGUGCCACCGGCUGUUGCGCGUACAAAAAAGUAGUCCCGGCUAGAAUAAAAACCGGUGCCCCCUCAGUUGGCGGUGGCGCUUCGGUCCCUGCAAAGUUCACCCACUAGGACCUUUCCUACAGACACGGAUCCAGUCAUGUCUAAGUCAAAGGAUUCAGGCUCUUCCAUCAUGAAUACCCAGCAGCUGCAUGCUGCCAUGGCAGACACUUACAUUGAGCACAUGUGUCUGCUAGACAUUGACUCUGAACCUGCAGUGUCUCGCAACACCGGCAUCGUCUGCACAAUCGGGCCUGCCUCCCGAUCUGUGGAUAUGCUGAAGGAAAUGAUCAAAGCUGGGAUGAACAUUGCAAGAAUGAACUUCUCUCAUGGCACACAUGAGUACCAUGCUGAGACCAUCAAGAAUGCCCGUGAGGCCACUGAGAGCUUUGGACCAGGAUCUGUUGAGUACAGGCCUGUGGCCAUCGCUCUGGACACCAAGGGACCAGAAAUCAGGACCGGUCUUAUCAAGGGCAGUGGCACUGCUGAGGUGGAGCUCAAGAAGGGGGAAACCAUCAAGAUCACACUGGAUGACCAGUACAAGGAGAAAUGUGAUGAGAAGACUCUUUGGCUUGACUACAAAAACAUCACCAAGGUUUUGCAGACUGGAAACCACAUCUAUGUUGAUGACGGUCUGAUUUCCCUUAAAGUCAAAGAAAUUGGCAAUGACUACAUCAUGUGUGAGAUUGAGAACGGCGGUAUGCUUGGUAGCAAGAAAGGUGUCAACCUCCCCGGAGCUGCAGUAGACCUGCCUGCCCUGUCUGAGAAGGACUUGCAGGACCUGCAAUUUGGCGUGGAGCAGGGUGUCGACAUGGUCUUCGCCUCUUUCAUCCGUAAGGCUGCUGAUGUUCAGGCUGUCAGGAAAGCACUUGGUGAAAAGGGCAAGGAUAUCAAGAUCAUCAGUAAGCUGGAGAACCACGAGGGCGUGCGCAAAUUUGAUGAAAUCCUGGAAGCUAGCGAUGGCAUCAUGGUUGCUCGUGGAGAUCUGGGCAUUGAAAUCCCAACAGAAAAGGUCUUCCUUGCCCAGAAGAUGAUGACUGGCAGGUGCAACAGGAUCGGCAAGCCCAUCAUCUGUGCCACACAGAUGCUGGAGAGCAUGACCAAGAAGCCCCGUCCUACCCGUGCUGAGGCCAGCGAUGUUGCCAACGCUGUGCUGGACGGCAAUGACUGCGUCAUGCUGAGUGGUGAGACCGCCAAGGGAGACUACCCUCUGGAGUCUGUACGCACACAGCACAUGAUUUCCCGUGAAGCCGAGGCCGCCAUGUUCCACAGGCAGAUGUUUGAGGAGCUGCGUCGCACCUCCCAUUUGACCCGUGACCCCACAGAGAGCGUUGCCAUCGGAGCUGUUGAAGCUUCCUUCAAGUGCUGUGCCAGUGCCAUCAUUGUGCUCACCAAGACUGGAAGGUCUGCAUACAUGCUCUCAAGGUACAGGCCACGUGCUCCCAUCAUCGCCGUGACCCGCUGUGGUCAGACCGCCCGCCAGGCUCACCUGUACCGCGGUGUCUACCCCGUCUUCUACAACAAGCCUGCCAAUGAUGUCUGGGCUGAGGAUGUUGACAUGCGUGUCAACUUUGCCCUGGAAGUUGGCAAGUACCGCAAAUUCUUCAAGUCCGGUGACGUGGCCAUUGUUGUGACCGGCUGGCGCCCAGGCUCCGGUUACACCAACACCAUGAGGAUUGUACUGGUGCCUUAAAUUACGUUAAAGGACAUUUGUAAACACUUUCCCUCUCUCUUUAAUGUAACUCUCCUUCCCUCCGUUUUGGACUACCUGACAUCUUUCACAACAGAGUCCAAACCAGGCUGCUCCUUCAAAGGACUUCACAGACACAAUACCUUUCUCCAACGUGUCCCCAGUAUUGUCUGAAUCCUGCUGCUCUUCUCGUUUUCUCCCAUGUUUCAUGCACAUCUGCCCGUUGGCAAAUUGUGUUAUUCACAGGUUCACUGACUUGAUCCAUUAAAAGCAACUGUUGGA